UCGGCUUCUCCGAUCACUUUUCUUCAUUUCUCUUUGUAGAUCCAAAGAAACCAGCGAUUAAACAACUCCUAAUCUCUCUUCUUUCUGACCUAAGAUAUUAGCUUCUAACGACAGAUAGCAACGUUCUUUCGGACGGAGAAGGGGCUUUGUGAUAGAUUCUAUCUCCCCAAUGAAACGAAUUGGGGUCUUGAGAAAAUGGAUCUCUUAAGCAAACUACCAGACGAGGUUCUUUGUCAUACAUUGUCCUUCCUUACCACAAAGGAGGCUGCUGUAACAUCGGUUCUCUCCAAGAGAUGGCGCAAUCUGCUUGCAUUUGUCUCUAAUCUUCACAUUGAUGACUCUGUCUUUUUGCAUCCCGAAGAGGGUAAGCGGGAUCGGAACGAAAUUCGACAGAGCUUCGUUGAAUUUGUGGAUAGAAUAUUGGCAUUGCAAGGUAAUUCUCCCAUUAAGAAAGUCUCCCUCAAGUGUCUAGGUAUGCUUGAUGCAGAAAGACUGGAUGAUUGGAUAAGUAAUGUGUUGGUGCGUGGUGUUUCCGAACUUGAUCUGUCAAUCAGUUUCAGUGUGGAAGAAUACAUUCUCAUGUCUACAAUACGUUUCGAGAGCAAGAAUCUAGUUAAGCUGAAAUUACACAAUGCAUAUAUUGGUUGCCAAAUCGAGAGCGAAUUAUUACCAAUGCUUAAAACUCUCGUCCUUGAGUCAGCUAGGUUUUUUGUUGAUUAUAAGUCUUUUCUUAGUGCUUUCGCUGUACUUGAGAAUUUAGUCCUGGUUGAUGUAUUCGGGUACUACAGUAGUAAGGAUGUCACCGUGUCAAAUGCAAGCCUCAAGACCCUGACAAUGAAUUCCAACCAUUUCACGGGCAUUCUUUCAUUUGAUACACCUAGUCUGGGUUACUUCAGUUACUCUGACUAUGUUGCUAAAGACUACCCCUUAGUUAAAAUGGAAAACUUACUUGAGGCUAGGAUCAGCCUUUUGGUAACUGAGGAUCAAAUCGAACGAGCGAGAGAGCCAAAUAACGAUGGGGUGGAGGAUGGUGAGGACGAUGUUGUUCUCCGAUUUGGAAAUGUGGGGAAGCUCAUGAAUGGCAUACGAAAUGUUCAGUAUAUAGACUUGUCUGCUAAUACUCUCGAGGUGCUUUCUCUAUGCUGUGAGUCAAUGCCAGUGUUCAAAAAACUCAAAUCUCUAUCUAUUAAGAGUGAAGAGAGUCGAGGAUGGCAAGCAAUGCCAGUUCUUCUAAGGAAUUCUCCGCAUUUAGAAACUCUAGUCCUUGAGGGUCUCUUGCACUAUGUCACAGAUAAAUGCGGGGAUGCUUGUGACUGCGUUACUCGAGAGGAAAAGGGUCGUUCACUCACUUCUUGUCCAGUAAAAGUUUUAGAGAUUAAAAGGUUUCAAGGAACAAUGAAAGAAAUGCACAUGAUAAAGCAUUUCUUGGACUAUUUUCCGCGUUUGAAGGAGAUAAAAAUAUAUAUUGAUGAGAAUAGUAUUACACCUGAAGUGUCUAAAGUUAUCGCGGAGAGGAUGGAACUCUACAACAAGUUAUCGAAUUGCAAUGUGCAGCUCCUGGUAUCGUGAAACUCAUUUCAAUCUCUAAUUUUUGAAUCUUCUUCUUCGUUCUUAAUUGUUGGAGACAAGCUUACUCCAACACUUCCUUUAAGCUUGUACUCAUUAAUUCUAAGCUUUUCUAUCAACCUCUCAAAGUGUGCCGUUCCGAGAGCUUUGGUAAGUAUAUCGGCUCUUUGUUCUUCAUUCACUUGAACAGUGAAGUAGAUUGAUUACUCUGUCUGAUUGUGCUUCUCUCACCACGUGAUAUUUAAUUUUCAUGUGCUCA
Arabidopsis lyrata subsp. lyrata is the source of this 1825-nucleotide messenger RNA. Its product is annotated as F-box/LRR-repeat protein At5g38396-like. Bases 196 to 1569 code for a protein of 457 amino acids. Lineage: Eukaryota; Viridiplantae; Streptophyta; Magnoliopsida; Brassicales; Brassicaceae. The transcript has 5 exons. Gene Ontology annotation, molecular function: protein binding. The record is from RefSeq and is a predicted model, not a curated record.